This is a messenger RNA of Neohortaea acidophila, 1308 nucleotides long. Its product is annotated as eukaryotic peptide chain release factor subunit 1. Gene Ontology annotation, biological process: cytoplasmic translational termination. Gene Ontology annotation, cellular component: cytosol; translation release factor complex. Bases 1 to 1308 code for a protein of 435 amino acids. The record is from RefSeq and is a predicted model, not a curated record. The transcript has 2 exons. Gene Ontology annotation, molecular function: sequence-specific mRNA binding; translation release factor activity, codon specific. NCBI's taxonomy places the organism in Eukaryota, Fungi, Ascomycota, Dothideomycetes, Mycosphaerellales, Teratosphaeriaceae.
AUGUCGACCAACGGCGAGCAAAAGGGGGCGGACAACAACAUCGAGGUGUGGAAGGUCAAGAAGCUGAUCAAGCGCCUCGAGGCCGCGCGUGGCAAUGGCACCUCCAUGAUCAGUCUGAUCAUCCCGCCCAAGGACCAGGUCUCCCGCGCCUCCAAGAUGUUGGCAGAAGAGUUUGGUACCGCGUCGAACAUCAAGUCGCGCGUGAAUCGCCUCUCCGUCCUCUCCGCCAUCACCUCCACCCAGCAACGCCUCAAGCUGUACAACAAGGUCCCUCCCAACGGCCUGGUCGUCUACUGCGGUGAAAUCAUCACCGCCGAAGGCAAGGAGCGCAAGAUCAACAUCGACUUUGAGCCCUUCAAGCCCAUCAACACCUCCCUCUACCUGUGUGACAACAAGUUCCACACCGAGGCCCUGAGCGAGCUGCUCGAGUCCGACCAGAAGUUCGGCUUCAUCAUCAUGGACGGCAACGGCGCGCUGUUCGGCACGUUGUCUGGCAACACUAGAGACGUCGUCCACAAGUUCUCCGUCGAUCUGCCCAAGAAGCACGGCCGCGGUGGCCAGUCCGCCCUGCGUUUCGCCCGUCUGCGUGAGGAGAAACGCCACAACUACGUGCGCAAGGUGGCCGAGUUGGCGGUGCAGAACUUCAUUACCAACGACAAAGUCAACGUGGUCGGCCUCAUCCUGGCUGGCUCGGCGGAUUUCAAGAACGAUCUCAACCAAUCCGACAUGUUCGACGGGCGCCUGCAGAACAAAGUCAUCAAGGUGGUCGAUGUGAGCUACGGCGGCGAGAACGGAUUCAAUCAGGCCAUUGAACUCUCCUCGGAAACGCUGUCCAAUGUCAAGUUUAUCCAGGAGAAGAAGCUUAUCAACCGCUACUUUGACGAAAUCAGCCAAGACAGUGGCAAGGUGUGCUACGGCAUCGACGACACCCUCAAAGCCCUCGACGCCGGAGCCGCGGAGACGCUCAUUGUCUUUGAGGAUUUGGAAAUGACGCGAUGGGAACUCAAGACCAGCGCCGGCAGCUCCGUGAUCCUGCACACCACCAAAGCCCAAGAGGCUGACCGCAGUCUUUUCAUGGACAAGGAGACGGGGCAGGAGAUGGACGUCAUCAACCAGCAGCCCUUCCUCGAAUGGCUCGCCGAGAGCCACCGCGAUUUUGGCGCUCUGUUGGAGUUUGUGUCAGAUCGCUCGUCCGAAGGCAAUCAGUUCGUGCGCGGCUUCGGUGGAAUCGGCGCCAUUCUUCGGUACAAGCUCAACUUUGAGCAACUCGCCGAUGCGGACAGCGAGGACGAAUUCUACGACGAUUGA